Molecule: messenger RNA, 2225 nt
Organism: Nanorana parkeri
Lineage: Eukaryota; Metazoa; Chordata; Amphibia; Anura; Dicroglossidae
Gene: SEPTIN9
Product: septin 9
Exons: 12
Coding region: 117-1856 (579 amino acids)
Biological process (GO): cytoskeleton-dependent cytokinesis
Cellular component (GO): septin ring; septin complex; cell division site
Molecular function (GO): molecular adaptor activity; GTPase activity; GTP binding
Source: RefSeq, a predicted model, not a curated record
GCGAGUGUGUGAGUGUGUGCCUCCUGUCUGCUCUCCCCAUUCUAUAGUUGUCUCUCCUGGGAGGUCAGAAUUCCCAGAGGAUUGGAGUGGGAGAACGCGCCAAGCUGUGGAGUACCAUGAGGAAGUCAUCGACCUCAGGUGUCACGAGGACAACGAGUGGACGACUACGCAAACUCAGCAGCGAUGUGACCAGUCCAACACUAAAGAGGUCCUUUGAGGUUGAGGAGGUUGACCAGUCUUCGAACCCCUCUGUCCAGCCCCGCAGAACUCCAAACCCACUCCUAAGAGGGGCUGCUGCACAGAAAUUUCAAGAACAAAGCCCUAGAAAUGCAGAAGCACUCCUGAGACAUGCAGAAAUCGGAGGCCAAAGAUCUCCAAAAUCAGCAUUGAGGAGAAUCGACCUGGCGGGAUCGCGGCAUCCAGAAACCAUGUCAAGACGAACAGAAAUCUCCAUCGACAUCUCAUCCAAGCAGGUGGAAAAUUCUGCCCCAGCAGUUUCCCGGUUUGGUUUGAAGAGGGCAGAACUACCAGGCCACAAACCUCCUGAGCCCACUCCAAGAAGAGCGGAGAUAACUCUGGGAAAGCCUCAUGAGCUCCGAGGGGAGUCUCCAAGUUCUAAAAUUCCUGAGUUGCCUCAGAGAAGAACAGAAGAAUCCAAUGCUAGAAAAGUUGAGCUACAGAUGCCUAAAUCCCCAGAAGUCCCCCAAGUUAAACAGGUGGAAAACUCCAUACCUUCAUCGACCAUGCUUCACCAUCAGCCAGAGCCAAAACUGCAAACCGUCCAGAUAGAAGUUCAGCAGCAGAGAGCACAAGAGGUUAUUGAGGACACUCAGCCGUACGCUGCCAACAUGACAGACGUGAUCAGGGACGCAGGGGUAAAGCAGCCUCUUCCACCCCGUGUAGGGGAGAAGCCGACCAUGGAUUUUGGAUAUGUGGGCAUAGAUGCUAUUUUGGAGCAGAUGAGGAAAAAAGCAAUGAAGCAAGGGUUCGAGCUGAACAUCAUGGUGGUUGGUCAAAGCGGUCUUGGAAAAUCUACAUUAAUAAAUACACUCUUCAAAUCCAAAGUCAGCAGAAAAUCUGUGCAACCGGCAGCUGACGAGAGAAUUCCAAAAACUAUAGAGAUAAAAAGUGUCACUCAUGAAAUUGAGGAAAAAGGGGUUCGGAUGAAGCUGACAGUCAUAGACACUCCUGGAUUUGGGGACCACAUUAAUAAUGAGAACUGCUGGAUGCCUAUUAUGAAGUUCAUUAAUGACCAGUAUGAAAAGUACUUACAGGAAGAGGUGAACAUCAACCGUAAGAAGAGAAUCCCAGACUCCAGAGUCCACUGCUGUAUAUACUUUAUUCCGGCCACAGGACACUCACUCCGGCCACUGGACAUCGAGUUCAUGAGACGCCUGAGUAAAGUGGUGAACAUUGUACCCGUCAUUGCCAAAGCAGAUACGUUAACCCUAGAGGAAAGAGAUUAUUUUAAACAGAGAAUCCGUCAAGAUCUACAGAACAAUGGUAUAGAUAUCUAUCCUCAGAAGGAGUUUGAUGAGGAUGCAGAAGACAGGCUGGUGAAUGAGAAGAUCAGAGAAAUGAUUCCAUUUGCUGUUGUCGGUAGUGACCAAGAGUACCAGAUUAAUGGUAGGCGAAUACUGGGCCGGAAAACCAAGUGGGGGACCAUUGAAGUGGAAAACGUUGGUCAUUGUGAAUUUGCUCACUUGCGAGAUCUUCUGAUAAGGACGCACAUGCAAAACAUCAAAGACAUAACAAGCAGUAUUCACUUUGAAGCAUACCGCGUCAAGAGGCUUCAAGAAGGCAACAUGCUCUCCAACGGCACAUCGGAAAAAGACUACUCCUCCAACGAGAUGUAAUCCUGGGACCGUACACCCUCCAUCACCAUCAUCCUGUCUUUCAGUUUCUGUGUGUUCAGCUCCUGUGACCUUGUGCGUGAGAAAUAAUGAGGAGAAAGUACAGGAAGGUUAGCCCAUUAAUUUUCAGGGUCCCCAGGUCUGGCUGGGCCAUGAUCUGCAAGUUUGUGCCAUAAAAGGGAGAAGGUAUCAUGGCAGUCAUUAGACUGAGAGGGGAACUGUAAACAUCCGCAUUCACUUUUUGUUUUUCCUACUAGUGGGAGCCACGUUACUGCCUUGUUCCAUUCCGCAGUAUCUUUCUCAUUGCUACUUUUAGGUGACCGUGAACUGUAUAGAGAUAUAGCGCAUUGUAAGUACAGGUGGCUCUCUCAU